CCAAGUUUUUGUGUAAACUUACAGUUACCUUACUGAAACACUGUCAACUACUGUAAAUAAAUUAUGGCAUUUAAUGUAUUCAAAUCAAAAGUAUGCUUGUCUGAUACGUGUUAAUAAAUAGAUAAAAUAAACAAUAAAAAUCUAUCUGCGGAUUCCAUGGUCGAUAUAUAGGCACGCCUUGGUUAAUGGAUAUGUUUUCAGAAUCAAAAUGGACACCGCCCUGAUUAUUUCUUUACUUAUUUUAGGAUAUUUUACCACUGAAAAUGAGUGUCAAACCAGUCUCUGCAAAAAACCAAAUCAACCUAUAAAUGGGCAAGUGUUCUGUAUCAACGAUAGUGGAACAUUGAAAUGUUAUGCCACAUGUAAUGGUGGAUUCACCUUUCAGACUACGUCGGUAGAGUUUCGUACCUGUAAUCAGGCAGACGGGUCAUGGCCUAGUGGGAAUACCUUCCCUGAUUGUAUAGAUUCUGGUUCAAGAUGUCGGUCGUUGUCGCCACCAAAGAAUGGAGUUGUUAGAUGUGAAUCAGUCAAUACACAGCUGGUUUGUAUAGCUGAAUGUGACAGACAGUAUGUGUUUCCUACUGGACAGACAGCACUUAAGAAAGUUUGCAAUGCAUCUGUUGGCUGGCAAUCCACCGAUCGAAUACCGGACUGCAAAGCUAGCUGUAGUGCUCGGUAUCUGAUAUCAGGAAGUACAAAUAUAACUGAUUCUGACUUCACAACGUCGUCAAUCCUCUCUGAAAACCAAAAGACAUUUUCGCCAAGAAAAUCGGACAUAUUUUGUGUAAACGAAUGUGGAUGGAGGCCAUCCCGAUCUGAUCUUAACCAGUUUGUACAGAUUAACUUACAACGAGCAGGACGUUUACUUGGAAUUACAACCAAAGGCCUCUCUGUUGGACCAUCUGAACUUUAUGUCACACGGUUUCGGAUUCUACACAGUAUGGAUGGGAAAGUAUUCACUCCCUAUAGUGACGCAAAUGUCACCGACAAGUUCUUUUCUGGCAACACAGAUGGAUAUUUACCAAAAAUGCAGGUAUUUAGUUGUCCUUUCGAAGCCCAGUACAUCCGGAUAAAUCCUUUAGAAUGGCAUGAUGGGAUUGGAUUACGAUUUGAUCUACUAGGAUGUGACAUCGAUUCAUUACCAAAGACAACCGUACAACCACACACACCACCACAACGUGCGACAACAAUUUCCACUCAAAGUACUCCCCAGCCAGCCACAGGUAUAACCUCAGGUGCUACAGGAAAGACAACUCUACCUCAACAGCCAUGUUCACCCGUUCUACCUCCUCCAAAUGGUGUCGUCAACUGUCAAAAGACUACAACGGAACUGUCUUGUACAGCAAUAUGUAACGAUGGUUUCCAGUUUACUACAACACAAUCACUUAUACGGCUGACAUGUCAAUUACAAACAGGAACGUGGAGUAAUGGGAAAAACUUUCCUGCUUGUAUAGUCAGUAAUCAACUUAUAACAGCAAAGCCCUCUAACAAUAGAAAGUGUGUGAGCUCACAAUCGGACUGUAACGUAUUUGGUAAUGGAGACUAUAACACAUGUGGUGAUUGUCGUUAUUUUGCUACUUGCUCAGAUACAUUAGUGUAUAUCAGAUCAUGUCCGAACAAUUUAUCGUUUGAUUCCGUUACCGGAACUUGUCAGUUUGUCUCCAACACAUGUCGUUCAAGUAGUGGUGUCCCCUUCGGAUGAUUUUAUGUAUUUUAUAAAAUGUGAUAGAUUUUUGCUUUAAAAGAUAUUUUGACAGUAAUAACAUAAAUAAGUGUGUAUUUUUUGAUGGCUCAAAUGUAAAUGCUCUCUUUUCUUACCUUUUUUUUAUUGUGUAAUUAGUCUGUACAUAUAUAUGCAGUGUUUCUAUUUUUAAGUGUAUAGAAAAUGAUAGAAUAAUUUGCACGUAUAAGAUGAAUAAAUAAUAAUAUAAUUUAUAGAAUUAGUCUAACACAGGGGGUUUAUUGCUGAGCGUUGUAAAUGAGUAUAGUUCCAGAUAAUUUGAAACACAAACAGUUAAGGUUUCUUUGAUGAAAAGAAAAAUCGCCAAGGUAAAAACGCUUCUGUAUAAUUAAAUGAACUAAGUGUGAAGAAGAUUUGAAUGGAUAAUCUGUUGGAAGCCACAUUUUAAUUUUCCACUCUUAGAACGUCUGGAAUAAGAUAUACUAGUAAUACGCUGCAUUGGUUAUUACUAGAGGCA
Molecule: messenger RNA, 2198 nt
Organism: Mytilus trossulus (common blue mussel)
Lineage: Eukaryota; Metazoa; Mollusca; Bivalvia; Mytilida; Mytilidae
Product: lactadherin-like
Exons: 13
Coding region: 209-1702 (497 amino acids)
Cellular component (GO): plasma membrane; extracellular region
Molecular function (GO): signaling receptor activity; chitin binding
Source: RefSeq, a predicted model, not a curated record